Molecule: messenger RNA, 2043 nt
Organism: Cladocopium goreaui
Lineage: Eukaryota; Dinophyceae; Suessiales; Symbiodiniaceae
Source: the annotation of a GenBank genome assembly
AUGGUCAUGGGAAAUGCAGGGCAUCGUGUUGAGGAGGUGAAGGUCUUCUUGAUGGACAUCCUUCAAGAGAAGAAUUUCCUUGACGAGAGAAGGAAACUGUUGCGACAACGUGCUGGGUUGACUGACAAAGACAAACGCAAGGCAAUCUCCUCAACAGGGGGCUGGGUGGAAGUUCCGAAGUUUCAGUUCAUCAUCGUGGACAGGCCCCAAGUGGCCUGCCAAGAGGUGGAAUCUGACCACAACUUCAACAUCGUCAUGGAAUUUUUGGCGGGGUUCGCUCAUGACAUACCGCCUGCAAGUGAUAUCAAGGAGGCCAUGGCAUGGUGUAGUAUGCACUACAAGCUGAACCCAUGGAGCGAAUCUGCUCUCCAUCAGGAAUGGGCAGACACAGAGGGUGGCAUCCUCCGCAGUUGCGCAGCAUACUGCUUGGAUCGGUUCCAGCGGUACCAGAAGUCAAGGAAAGGGCAUGGCCGAAUGGAUGAACUUCGAGCUGUCAUCCAUGCGAAGCUGGAGGCUGAAGGAAUGCUCUCACCUGAUGGCAAGAAGAUUCCCACCAGGGGUCUGGGUGCCAUGCAACUGAAGCAGGUGGAGGCUGCUCAACGAGCUGUCAAUAUGGACACCAUGGAGACCCAGUUGCAGGAUUCGCAAAGCAUGUCCCCGAUCAGCAAAAUGCCAGAGUUAGAAAGCCCCAAGGCACCCAGUGGUCCAGUUGGGUGCUCGAUGGAUCAUGGGAAUGAAACGCAUGAGGAAGAAGAAGAAGAAGAUGAAUGUCCCACUACGGAUGAAGAAGUAGAAGUUAUAGCUGUUCAUGACAAUGUCUGCAUCACAAUAGAUGAUGAUUCUGAAUCAAUCCUUUCCCCGCAAAAGGCCAAACAGACUCAGGGACCUGAGGAUGGCACUCCUGCUGCUGCUUGCCCAAACAGUUGCCCAGAGGCUCCUGUGGCAGAUGCAGGAAAUGUUCCAAAUCCUACAAAUGCUAAGAUCCUGGAGCCUGAGGAGAUGUUCCACGCAGUUCUGGGGAAUGAGGCUGAGGACAUAGUUGAUUCUGAAGACGAAGGUGGAAAGCCAGAAAGCUCAACCACAAAAGGAGUUUUCAAGGACCGCAAGCCCCUCAAAGCUGAUGUGGAGAUCCCCCAGAGUUUGGCAGAUCAAGCAUCGGCCAAAUUGAACUCGCUAUGUGAUGCCCUCCAAACGUCUGAUGAACAGAUGGCUGAAAUGAUGAAGGCGCAAGCAGCUUUGCGCACCAUGCAGAAGGAGUCUGCAGAAUGUCCUGACAGGGCAAUGCAAGAUGAGCUGGAGGCUGAGGAAAAUGAAAAGAAUGGUAAAAGAGAUAAAAGGGCGAAGGGCAGGGGAAGGGGACGAGGGGGACGAGGGGGACGAGGAAGAUCAGGAAAGGGUAGAGGCAAAGGAUGUGCACCUGAAGUGAAAGAUGAUGAGAAAAAGGAUAAUGAGAAAAAGGAUGAUGAGACAAAGGAUGAUGAAAUGCCUGCCUCACACAGUGGUGAUGCUGAAAUUGCCACACCCCCGUCUUGCGCUGUGGAGGAGAAAAAGAAACCGUUGAUUGAACCCAGCCACAAGUUUCCCCCUGAUGAUGCAGAGGUGACAGAAUCCCCGGUGAAAAAACCUAGGCUGGGCAGGCGCAAUAGUAGAAAGAAACUGCAGCGGUUGAGAGUCCUGUCGCCUAGCAGCUCGGGAAAGAAGAUGUACAAGAAACGAAAACCAGAUGAUGGGGAGGUUGGGGGUCCUGCUGAUGCCACUGAGACACCGGGUCAAGAGGAUCAAGAAGGUUGGGACUUUAGGGGUGAGAAUGGGCCAGAGGAGACUGAUGCCCAAAAUCAUGAAGGUGAGAUUCCAGAACCCGCUCCCAGCAAACCCAAACGUGAGAGAAAAAAAGCAAGAAGCCCAAAGUCAGGCAAGAGGCUGCAGGCUCAGCAAACCCGGAAGGCCCAAAGCAGCAUGUUUCAGACACACCAGAUGAAACUCAGAAAGAAAAAACCAAAGAAGAAAUCGCGAUGGAAAAAGCAAAGGAAGACAAGGACCUAA